This is a messenger RNA of Acipenser ruthenus (sterlet), 7637 nucleotides long. RefSeq names its product 1-phosphatidylinositol 4,5-bisphosphate phosphodiesterase beta-3. The coding region runs from base 265 to 4080 and encodes 1271 amino acids. Gene Ontology annotation, biological process: lipid catabolic process; phosphatidylinositol-mediated signaling. The record is from RefSeq and is a predicted model, not a curated record. The transcript has 33 exons. Lineage: Eukaryota; Metazoa; Chordata; Actinopteri; Acipenseriformes; Acipenseridae. Gene Ontology annotation, molecular function: calcium ion binding; calmodulin binding; phosphatidylinositol-4,5-bisphosphate phospholipase C activity.
AUUAUCUAGUUCAUACAGAGAGGUCCGCCUCUUGGCUGAGGAUAGCUGCGAUUGACAGCGAGCAUUGAUCCGCUCUCUCGCUCUACUCCUGCCAACAAAACCAGCCGAGAAACAUGGAAUAAAGUCGAGGAUUCGCAGAACACCCGCCCGCCCGCCGACUUUUUUUUUUUUUUUUUUCACCUGGAACUUUAAAACCGUCUCCGGUCCGCGUUCCGAGCUCACACCGGGGCGUGAGGGCUCUCCUACCCCGCCGACAGAGCUGCCAUGGCCGGGGCGCGCCCGGGAGUUCACGCUCUCCAACUGAAACCCGUCUCUGUUCACGAAAUCCUAAAAAAAGGGAGCAAGUUCAUACAAUGGGACGAGGAGCCAGUGAUUCGGAAUUUGGUCACUUUGCGGGUCGACCCUCAAGGAUUCUUCCUGUACUGGACCGGAGCCAACAUGGAAGUUGACCUGUUGGAUAUUAGCUACAUCAGAGAUACCAGAACAGGGAAGUAUGCAAAAGUGCCAAAGGAUCCGAAGCUACGGGAUGUGCUGGGUUUCGGGAAUCAGGAGCACUUGGAGAGCAAGCUGAUCACCGUGGUGCACGGGACUGACCUCGUCAACCUCACCUUCCUCAACUUCCAAGCGGUGCAGGAGGACACGGCCAAGAUCUGGACAGAGGAACUCUUCAAAUUGGCGACCAACAUUCUGGCCCAAAAUGCAUCCCGGGACGUGUUCCUGAUGAAAGCGUACACAAAGUUGAAACUGCAAUUGAAUCAGGACAUGAGGAUCCCAGUUAAGAAUAUCCUGAAGAUGUUCUCCGAUAAGAAGCGAGUGGAGAUCGCUCUCGAGUCCUGCGGCCUCAAUUACAACAGGACCGAGUCGAUCAAGCCGGAUGACUUUACUUGGGAAAUCUUCCAGACGUUUCUCGGCAAGCUGUGCCUUCGACCCGACAUUGACAAGAUCCUGCUCGAGCUGGGCGCGAAAGGGAAGCCGUACCUGGGAAUAGAGCAGCUGACGGACUUCAUCAACCUGAAGCAGCGAGACUCGCGCCUCAACGAGGUUCUGUACCCCCCGCUGAAGAAGGACCAGGUCAAGCAGCUCAUUGAGAAGUACGAGCCCAACAAGAACUUCAUGGAGCGGGAUCAGAUCUCCGUGGAAGGGUUCAGCUGCUACCUGGGCGGAGACGAGAACUGCAUCGUCCCUCCAGAGAAGCUGGACAACUGUGAUGACAUGACUCAGCCCCUCAGCCACUACUUCAUCAACUCCUCACACAACACCUACCUCACAGCGGGUCAGCUGACCGGGCUCUCCUCGGUGGAGAUGUACCGACAGGUCCUCCUCACUGGGUGUCGCUGUAUCGAACUCGAUUGCUGGAAGGGGCGUCCGAACGACGAGGAGCCUUUCAUCACACAUGGAUUCACCAUGACAACAGAGAUCCCCUUCAAGGAAGUGAUUGAAGCCAUAGCAGAAAGCGCCUUCAAGACUUCCCCGUACCCCGUCAUUCUUUCGUUUGAAAACCAUGUCGAUUCAUCCAAGCAGCAGGUGAAGAUGGCAGAGUACUGCAGGACGAUUUUCGGAGAGGCGCUUCUAAUCGAGCCCCUGGAGAAGUACCCUCUGGUCCCAGGUCAAGCCCUGCCCACUCCCCAGGACCUGCUGGGAAAGAUCCUGAUCAAGAACAAGAAGAAGCACCCGCACAAAGUGUCCGAGGGGAGCAUGAAGAGACGCCUGGUAGAGCAAGGCUCCAACACGUACAGCGACACCUCCAGCAUCUUCGAACAGCCUUCUCCCAACAACGGAUGUCCGUUGCAGGACGCGGCAGAGAUGGGACAGCUGUUGUCCAACGGGGAAGAGAAGAUGGCUGAAAGGCUGGCUAAGGAAGGACAGCCCAGGAAAUCCAUCGAUCGAGAGCUGGACAGCGAGGAGGAGGAAGAGGAAGAGCAGCCAGACCUCAAGAAACCCACGACAGACGAGGGCACAGCGAGCAGUGAAGUAAACGCGACAGAAGAAAUGUCAAACUUGGUCAACUACAUCGAACCUGUCAAGUUCAAAUCCUUCGAAGUAGCCAGCAAACGAAACAAGUACUUUGAGAUGUCCUCCUUUGUGGAGACGAAGGGUUUGGAGCAGCUAACCAAGUGCCCCAUGGAAUUCGUAGAGUACAAUAAGAAGCAGCUGAGUCGAAUCUACCCCAAAGGCACGCGGGUCGACUCUUCAAACUACCUUCCCCAGCUCUUCUGGAACGCAGGCUGUCAGAUGGCAGCACUGAACUUUCAGACCCUGGACCUGGCGAUGCAGCUCAACAUGGGAUUCUUUGAGUACAAUGGGAGGAGUGGCUAUGUGUUGAAGCCAGAGUUCAUGAGACGCACGGACAAGCACUUCGACCCUUUUACUGAGAACAUCGUGGACGGGAUCGUCGCCAACACGGUCAAGAUCAAGAUUAUUUCGGGUCAGUUUCUGACGGAUAAGAAGGUGGGGGUCCACGUGGAAGUGGACAUGUUCGGACUCCCGGUGGACACCAAACGGAAAUUCAGAACCAAGACGUCCGCCAACGGGAACUCUCUCAACCCAGUCUGGGACGACGAGCCAUUCGUCUUCAGCAAGGUUGUCCUUCCGACUCUAGCCUCUCUCCGGAUCGCCGUGUUUGAGGAAAACGGGAAAUUCAUCGGGCAUCGGAUCAUGCAGGUGUCUGCAAUUCGACCAGGUUACCACUACAUCUGCCUGAAGAAUGAGCUGAACCAACCCCUGAUGCUCCCAACCCUACUGGUGUAUACCGAAGCCAAGGACUACAUUCCAGACGAACACCAGGAAUACGCAGACGCGCUUGCCAACCCCAUCAAACACGUCAACCUGUUGGAUCAGAGAGAGAAGCAGCUGGCUGCCCUGAUGGGAGAGAGUGAGAGGAACCUGGAGAACGUACAGCAGACCUCCGAGAAAUCCGAGCCUGACCACCCCAUUGUGGAGCGGACGAGGAGCGAACCCACGCAGAACACCCCGCAGCAAACGCUCCGACCAGCCGUCGCCAACACAGAGGGCAACUUCGGCAGCCCAGUUCAACGCGAUGACCUUAUCGCCAGUAUUUUGACAGAUGUCCAGCCUCAGUCGAUAGAGGACCUCCGGCAGCAGAAAGGCUUCCUGAAGCUGCAGAGGAAGCAGUACAAAGAGCUGAAGGAGCUGAAGAGGAAGCACAUGAAGAAGAUCUCGAAGAUGAACAAAGAGCAGAACGCCCGCAUCAACCAGAUGACCUCCGAGAGCAAGCGCCGCAAAUCCCAGGUGGAGAAAAACCUGAAGAGAAGCAUCAAGAAAAACGCGGACGAGUCUUCAGCAGCCAUAGAGAAGGAGCUGAGCGCCCUGGAGGCGGAGGUCUCUCAGAAGAACGUCGAGCUGAAGGAGUGGCAGAUGAAGGAGCUGCUGGAGGUGAGGGAGAAGCAGUUCCAGCUGGAGGGGACGAAGAAACUGGACCACUUCAAACAGGCUCAACAGAAGCUGAAAGACACGGCGACAGACUGCCAGGCUGUGCAGCUGAAGAAACUCAAAGAGAUCUGUGAGAGGGAGAAGAAGGAACUGCAAAAGAUUCUCGAUCGGAAGCGACAAAACAGCAUCUCGGAAGCCAAGAGCCGAGAUCGACAGAAGGCCGAAAUAGAACUGAAUGAGAUCAACCGCAAGCACAUCAACGAAUCGGUCACCUUGAUACGGCGCCUGGAUGAGGCACAGAAGAAACGGCACGACAAACUGCUGCUACAACAUAAAGAUAUCCUGCAGCAAAUCGGAGAGGAGCAGCCGCUGCUCCUGGCUCGCUUGGAGAAAGAGUCCGACGCUGAAUUCCGACGGCUUCCGCAGGAAAUAAGAACAUUCCUUCAAGGGGAACUCGACGCCAAAAUGCAUCCGACAGACGGCUACGACAAUGGGCGUGCCAACACAGACAGCUCCGGCCCGCCGUCCAAUCAGAGCACCCCUUCAUUCUCGCCAGCCAGUCGGGGUUGGCUUAGCGGGAGGAGCCUGGAUAAGAGUGGGCGGAGCCUGGACAAUAGCCUCGCCUCUCUGGCAGACGAUGACUCUCUCGGCAUCCCAGCAGCUUCCGAGGGAGAACUGUCAGUUUUAUAACAACAGCCAAGAGAGUUUUCCUUUCAAAGCGAGCGGACUUGUGAGGAGCGAGAGAAAAAACGACGGGAUACACUGGUGCUUUUACAGGCAAUCCUUUUUAUUAUUAUUAUUUUUUUAUUUCAAUUUUAAUCUUAAAAAAUAAAUAAAUAAAUAAAUAAAUAAAUAAAAAUGUACCGAAUUGUAAGGGGAUUUAAGUCUGAAAACCUUUUUUUUAUUUUUAUUUUUUUUAUUGAAGUUAUACCACUACUACUUUUAUCCAGAAUAUGACGGAAAUUCAUAUAUACUGUAUAUAUAUUUUAUUUUAUUUUAUUAUAAGGUAUUUUGUGGGCAAAAAUUUUAAACAAAUGAGUCUUUAUUUAAUAUAUUCCCAGUCUUUUAACUUGGGGUAUUUAGGAACCCCUGUCCCCCUCCGUUUGGCCCCAAGCUAAAUCGCAUAUUUGACAUCUUUCUCUGUACAGCUGUAACUAGUUUACAGUCACUGGGGUCUGAGGCGUACCGAUUCUAAUACAAUCUUCAGGUUUACCAUGAAGUAGUUCCAGAAAUUCACCACCAGAUGUCACCAUUUGGCAAGAAAGAAGUACACAGAAAGUAUAUCCCCUUCAGUCACUGUGUGCACAAUUGCACCAUGUUAAGUUUCCUAUGUAUGUAGUAGUUUCAGAAAUUCACCACCAGAUGUCACCAUGUGGCAAGAAAGUACACAGAAAGUAUAUCCACUUCAGUCACUGUGUGCACAAUUGCACCAUGUUAAGUUUCCUAUGUAUGUAUGUAUCUAUUUUAUAAUGCAAACUGUUUUAACAUUUGUAAAAGUAUAAAAAUACGUGACCGAAGGGUGAAUAUAUAUAUAUAUAUAUAUAUAUAUAUAUAUAUAUAUAUAUAUAUAUAUAUAUAUAUGCAUAUGAAAUGUAUAUUUAAGCUUAUCAUGCAUUUACAUCAGCUGUACAUUUUGUUUGCUGCUUCAUAUACUUUCACUGCAUUCGUGUACCACAGUAUGUCUCCACUGCUAAAGAAUCAUACAAAACAGUACACUUCAAAACGACUACCUAAUCUAAAGUAACAUUAGAUGGUCCAAGACUAGUGCUAAUGGAAAUUCAGAACAUAGUAUUAAUACUUCAAAAUAGAAUUCCCUACAGUAUAUUAGGUAUGGCAUAGCCACAGUUAAAACGACAAUAUAAAACGAGUAGUCACGGUAUACUAAACCUAUCCAGUAACUACAGUUAGGUCUGUCCGCGGUCCUGCCACGUUUGUAUUGUAUAAGUACGGCUUCUAGUGUUCAGGUUUUAUUUUUGAUCACGUGAUGUCCCUUUAAACAUAUUCUGAGACGAUUCUCUUUCUUAAUCAAACACUAAUUCCCAAAGGAAGUCGUUUUGUUUUACCCUCAUAUCUUGACUGAGUUCACAAACGACGUGCCUUGAUGAUCUCCACUUGAUUCUACUCAAACCUGCAUUUUGUUCUGGCUCUGAUCGCUGCAUUCAUCUUAUUAAUUUCCACGGCGUUAGUUUCUAACAGCGCUUCGCUAAUUUAAACAAUCUGGUAUUCACUUAUGGCUUAACAACUAUUAAUCAAGUUUUAAAGGGAAGGAGAGAGAUGGAAAAUAAAACCAGAAAACUGGAAGCCCUGUGUAUAUGCUUAUACUGUUAUACUGGUGUGCAAUGGGGUAUACUUUCACAAGGCUAAUAAGAAUAUACCCGUUCGAAAAAGCAACAUCAGUCUGUGAUAAUCCUGAAAAACUUCUGUAUGGAUAAUAUGGUCAAAAUUUAACGAUGGAGUAUUUUUUUUUUUUUUUAUAGUUUUGUUGUGCUUUCAAGCCAGUAGAAACCGUGACAGGUACUAGGGAUGUAAAUUUAGUAAUUUUUUUUUUUUUUUUUUACUGAAAUCUAGGAAUGGGGGAAAAAAUGAUUUUGUAGUGCUCCUCGAUUUUUAUAUAUAUAUUUUUUUUUUUCAACUUGUGAGCAAACGAGAAUGGCCGUGCUGAUUAUUAGCAACAAGAAACGCUUGGAUCGUGCAAGAAAAAUCUAAUCGGGCGAAAUGUUUGUUUGUGCGCAUGUAGAAAAUAUUUGGAGCAGAAUAUAAUGUUAUUAGUCAGCGACACUGUAUACAAUCAGAGCACAGAACCUACUGCUUUCCUAAUAAACGGUCUGUCUUGGCCUACUAGGUAGUGGAGCAGCCCAGAACUAAUCUUCCCCCUUUUUAAGAACAUUAACUGCAAUUACAGCUGCAAUUACAGCCAGCAGGGGGCAGCGUGUGCUAAGCAAAGUUAAAAACAACUCCCGAUUUUAUAAUUCGGCCACCUGGUAAAAAAAAAAAAAUUAUAUAUAUAUAAUAUAUAAUUUUUUUUACUUUUUAUUUUUUUUUUAAAUCAUGUUCAUGGCUCUUUAUUCUCAGUUUUUUUUACCAACAAAUUUCAGGGUUUUACAAAAGUUAUACAGUAGGUUUGUAUUUACCGAUUUUUAAAAUUUUAUAAAUAAUAAUAAUAAUAAUAAUAAUAAUUCACCUAAAAUGUGGCCUGCGCAAGCAUGUUAAGAUUCUGACUGAGAAAAUCCACGACUUUAUGUUAGAUGUAUUUAUGAAAAUAGAAAACAUGUUUUACUGUAAUCUGGGUCUGUCUGUUUAACCUACUGCACUUAAAUACUGAUACAGGUUAACUUCCCUAGCUUUCCACGUUUUACAUUCGCAAAAAAAAACCACACACACACACAAGCAGGUGAGCUGCUUCUUCCGACCGGAUAUAUAAUUAUUUUCACCUGUUUUUUUUACAAAAAAAAAAAUCACUAAAAAUGGAUACAUUUCCAGAAUGUUUACAUAAAAUAAAAACCGAAAAAUAUCUUCCCUAACGGUCACUUUAGAGAAGGUAUGAUUUUAACCAACCAUUCCAUUUAAACUGUAAAGAACAAAACAGAAAGCCUUUUUUAAAAUAUAUAUAUUAAAAAAAAAAAAAAUCUGCUGUGACUUUAGCGAUCAUGAUGAUUUUUAGUUCUAUUGAUUUUUCUUUUUGAUUUUUUUUCAAUAUAUAUGUUUAGAUUCUGAAGCGGAAAAAUAAAAAGGAACAAUUUAGUUCUCUGCAGUAUGUAUUUUUUUUUAUAUCAAACUAUGUUUUCUGACUCAACUGAUCUGUUUUUAUUUUUAUGUUUUAUCAAGCUAUUGCACUUUUCUCCUUUUUUUCUCACUAGGUACUGAAUUACUGUCCAUAUGGUACAUCUGUAGAAGUAAUAAUAAAAAUAACAAUACUAAAAAUAACAAGAAUAUAUCCAUAUUAUGAUGUCUUUGUACAAACUGCAUGACGAAUACUGAACACCGUCUAGCGCUUGGAACAAAAGUAUAAACUUUACCGUCUAUUUUGUCCUUACGUUAAUCCUGUUGCAUCUGCAGUUUUAAUAACUCUCCAUAGAUAAUGCAAAAUAAAACUCUGUUCCUAACGCUGUCCGUUGUUCAGUAUCGUUGUGUCUGUUUCAAAAGGUUGGUCUUUUUAAAAGGGAAAUCAAUUCAGGAUGUAUGUAUUUUUCUUGUUGAGUAAUAGAACUCUAUGUAAAUGUAAUUAAAAUGGAUUUUGGGAUACUGAA